This is a messenger RNA of Propithecus coquereli (Coquerel's sifaka), 672 nucleotides long. It is a transcript of the gene SUB1, whose product is annotated as SUB1 homolog (S. cerevisiae). Gene Ontology annotation, cellular component: transcription regulator complex; nucleus. Bases 118 to 501 code for a protein of 127 amino acids. Gene Ontology annotation, biological process: positive regulation of transcription initiation by RNA polymerase II. The transcript is spliced from 5 exons. The record is from RefSeq and is a predicted model, not a curated record. Gene Ontology annotation, molecular function: transcription coactivator activity; DNA binding. NCBI's taxonomy places the organism in Eukaryota, Metazoa, Chordata, Mammalia, Primates, Indriidae.
UCACGUGUCCGCGGCCUCAGCGGGGCGGGGCCGGCGUCUCUUGCCUUCCGUCACUUCCGGUUCUCUGUCAGUCGCGAGCGAGGGAGCAGGAGGGUGUACGAUUGCACGAGCGAAGCAAUGCCUAAGUCAAAGGAACUUGUUUCUUCAAGCUCUUCUGGCAGUGAUUCUGACAGUGAAGUUGACAAAAAGUUAAAGAGGAAAAAGCAAGUUGCUCCAGAAAAACCUGUGAAGAAGCAAAAGACUGGUGAAACUUCAAGAGCUCUGUCAUCUUCCAAACAGAGCAGCAGCAGCAGAGAUGAUAACAUGUUUCAGAUUGGGAAAAUGAGGUAUGUUAGUGUUCGGGACUUUAAAGGGAAAGUUCUAAUUGAUAUUAGAGAAUAUUGGAUGGAUCCAGAAGGUGAAAUGAAACCAGGAAGAAAAGGUAUUUCUUUAAAUCCGGAGCAGUGGAGCCAGCUGAAGGAACAGAUUUCUGACAUUGAUGAUGCAGUAAGAAAACUGUAAAAUCCGAGCCAUAUAAAACCUGUACUGUUCUAGUUGUUUUAAUCUGUCUUUUUACAUUGGCUUUUGUUUUCUAAAUGUUGUUUUCCAAGCUAUUGUAUGUUUGGAUUGCAGAACAAUUUGUAAGAUAAAUACGUUUUUUUAAUGUGCAUUAUUAAAAAUGUUCUGAGUGAA